AGGAAGUGCUGCACUCAAGCUUCCUGUAUAAAUAAAUGCAGCUUUCCCACAGCUACUGCAUACAAGCUGUGACGUGCUUUUAAGAUAUAAUGGCAGCAUGCUCUAAUAGCAGGGAGGGGAUGAUUUAUCAGAGUGGCAAAGGGGCUGGGAGACAAGUCCUGGUGCAGUCCUAAAAAGUGUACAGCUGUCAGAUACCCAGAGAAGAGGAAGGGCGUGUGAGAGCAAUCUGCCUCUGCUCCUCAUUGCAAGCUUCAGGGGUUUGUGACACCGUGGUUCUUGGGAAUGCUGGAAUCUGAGUGCAGCUACUGAGAAGUCACACAGCUGGCAGUGAAUGCUACUCUCCUUUCAAGGCUGAGUGGACCAUUAAUGACUGAAUGGGCUCUCCUGGGAAGGCUUGUCCUCACACCAUGACAGCUGAUGAGUCAGAAGCUGGAGAGCUAGCUCUGGAGCCUCUACUCACUUGCAAGCUAUGUCUCUGUGAAUAUUCCCUGGAUAAGAUGACCACUCUUCAGGAAUGCAGCUGCAUCUUUUGUACAGCGUGUCUAAAACAGUACAUGCAGCUGGCAAUUCAAGAAGGUUGUGGUUCUCCUAUCACAUGUCCAGACAUGGUAUGCUUGAACCAUGGAACCCUACAAGAAGCAGAGAUUGCCUGUUUGGUGCCUGUUGACCAGUUUCAGUUGUACAAGAGGUUGAAGUUCGAACGAGAAGUGCACUUGGACCCCGAGAGAACAUGGUGCCCCACGGCCGACUGCCAAACGGUGUGCCACAUUGCAUCAAGUGAGUCUAGAGCACCGGUGCCAGUGGAGUGCCCGGCUUGCCACCUGACGUUCUGCUCCUCUUGCAAGGAGGCAUGGCACCUGCAGCACCUGUGCCAGGAAAACCAAACUGCUCCAGUCCCAACUGAGCAGGGAUCCCUUAUUGGAACAGAGACAGAGGCACCAAUUAAGCAGUGCCCAGUUUGUCGAAUCUAUAUUGAGCGAAACGAGGGCUGUGCUCAGAUGAUGUGCAAGAAUUGCAAGCAUACGUUUUGCUGGUACUGUCUACAGAACUUGGAUAACGAUAUCUUCUUACGACAUUACGACAGAGGCCCUUGCAGAAACAAGCUUGGCCACUCACGGGCUUCAGUGAUGUGGAACAGAACGCAGGUUGUGGGGAUCCUCGUUGGACUAGGUAUCAUAGCAUUGGUGACCUCUCCCUUGCUGCUCGUGGCAUCUCCAUGCAUCAUCUGCUGCAUUUGCAAAUCUUGCAGGAGCAAAAAGAAAAAACACAGCCCACCAACAACCUAAAACUCUGUGUCUGUUUGAGUCUCCACCUGUACAGCAUAUGUAUGUGAGAAAGCACAAUAGUUGUAUUUUGGUGCCACACCAAUGCUCCUUCUUUUCUGCCAAUUCUUGGGAUAAGUGCCUAUUCUUUACAGGCUACUCUAUCACUAACAAAUCCUAGUGUGGGAAAGAUCUAGAUUAUUGUGCAGUACGUAUUGUGUAGGCCUUUACUUCCUGAAAAAGAAACCAGUUCAGCAUUCAGUAGAUCAUACCAUAAAUAUGAGGCACCUUUCAAGAUUGCUAGAACUUUCCCAUUUUCCAUCAGCUGCACAUGACUUGAUCCUGCAGUGUUACCCUGCCUUUGCAGAUCUAGUCAUUACUGUUGUGCUUUCUGUUGGUUCUUGGUGUCACUCAGAUUACUCAGAAAGUUCUGGGUAUUUUGUAAAAGAGGGAGAGGGAAAAGCCUGAUUAUGUUCUUCUCUCUGGUAGUUGGUAUCCCGUUAAAAGUAACAAACCAUUAAGAAAACGGGUUUGGUGAUUUCCUAUCAAUUGGCUGCCAUGGCAUUUCUUUCAGAAUUGAAAUAAAUUUGAUUUUUACUACUGAUCUCAAUUACAGAAGCAAAAAACCAACAAAACUCUUUCCAACUAAGACAGGGCUCUCUUCUGAGAGACUGGACUACCUUGAGAAAGCUGCUAUUUCUUUCAGUUCAAACAACAUAUCUAUCAUGAAAUAUGAGGAGUAUGCAUAUUUCCCUGCCACUGGGCAUGCCUUAUGUCAGUAAAAUGGGUAUAGCAAACUCACCAUGAAGCUAAUAUUUUAAGAAAGGUCAUGAUACAGUUCCCAUGCUGUGCACAGUGUUGGGAUCUUGGUUAUGUGUGCACAGAGUAGCUGCAUGGGUCUACUGGGUACAUAUGUACAAUGUAUUUUCUAGGCAGUCAGUGUACCUUUUUCCACAGUUUACAUUGGGUGGCAGCAAGAACCCUGUUAAAAAGUUUUUGAGACUAGAUUAAGUCAAGUCCUCCUUUAAAAACUUAAUGGACCCGUUGAAGUGAAUAUUUGGGAAAUGCUAUGUAAAUGUGAGCUCCAUCCACUGGUGGGUAUUUCUUUUGUCCUGCUCAAGGUCAAUAUACUUUGUUACCAGUAUUUUUCAGUUACUCUAAAUCUGGAAGGCCAUCAUUUAAUGAACCCUUCAUUUUAAUUUUGUGCCUCACCACCAGAUUAAUUCAGACCCUGGUAUCAGUUACACUUGUGAAAGUUCAGCUGAAAGAGCUGGAGUUACUCCAGGCUUGCUCAGGUGUAACUGAGAUCAGACUCUGCUCCCUGGAGUUUAUUUCCUUAAUGGCUGGUGCUCCUCACAACUGGGGCUGGAGGCGCUUUUGUUCUGCACUCCCGCCUGUGCAUUUUAUAUCUGUGGGAACAGAUACGAGCUUGCACUGGAUAAUUGGUUGCAAUUCCAAACCCCUUUCCGUAGGGGCCGCAAGGUUUAAAUGAGAUGCUCAGCCUGAGCGUUGUGUCGGGCUCACACUCUGCCAGGCUGCCCUUCUCCACGCACACACUGCAGGUCACCCGAAGAGCGUCUGUACUGUUGUGUUUGGCCGAGCCUCAGGAACUUUGCCUACUUGGCAGCUGUAAAUGUGACCCUAUUUUUAUUUCACUUUGCUCUCUGGUUACCUUCUCAGAAGUGGUAGAUGUUCUUCUUUUAAGAAAGCGUAGUCUGCUGAGCAGACUGGCAAGGACGAAGGCCUUAAAUGAUGCUGUCUGUUUUCCUUUUUAAUUGAUUUCUUUUAUAAAUCCUGUCUGACUUUGCUACCAGUCCUGACUGGAGGGCAGGCAGCACUCACCAGUGUGAAAGGCUCUAUUUAUUCUUCCCGCACAGCUUUGAAGGGAAGCACAAAGGUAGUCAGUCCAUUCUAAAUACAGAGUGCAAUGCAGGCAACUGCCAUUUAUAAUAAAUAAAGAAUGUUUUCUUGUAUGUGUUUUCUUUAAGAGCACUAAUGGUAGUGCUUGGGGUACUUGUGACAGAUUAGAAAGUGUCCAGCCCUUGGCUUUGCACUAUUUUUCUACCUACGUUCUUAUGGCACUACUGUCAUUUCCAUUUGAUUUAUGAACUUGAAGUUUAUGAACUUGAAGUUGCGAGUCUUACUUUAACGAAGCCUCAAGGACAAAGAUGUAGGAGCUGUGCAGUCUCUUUACCCAUAACCAGCAUUGCAAUGCACCAAUGUCUUCUGCAUGUUUUUGCAUUUAUGUUUUUUCAUGUUUUCUGAUCUUACCCAUGACCAACACACCCUCUGCUAGUCCGGUUUCUUUCCUUGUCCUCUCCCUCUUUCCCUUGGCCUGUUUUUGCUAAAAUGCCUAAUGGGAUGAAGGUGUCUGGUAUUUUUUGUUAAUACUGUUGUGUUAAUGAAACGGUCAAAUUCUUCCCUCUGUUAAAGAAAUUCAACUGAAGGCAGCUGUCUUGCCCAGAAUACAGUAAUGGACAAGUUUGACCUUGUUCAGUUCUUUACAUGUUGCCUGAAGCUAGUGCAGAUCUCUCCAUCGAGUGGGAAUUUGUUUAAACAGUUUGAAGAAUGGAGUUUUAUAAAAGUGUUGCACACACAAUUGCACACACUUUACAGCCUAUCUGUAAAGCCUGGGAAAACAACACCAUUCAGUUUAUUUUUAAGCACUCAAUUUAAGUGCAGGUAGUUCCCAAUCAGAGGCUAAUUCCUAUGGAACAUGUCUUAUUUCCAGUGCCAGGUUAGGUACCUGGUGUAGGUACAAAAAGCAGUCAAAAUUCAGUAUGCAGGAAUUUACACAACCUGAAAACUCAAAUGCCAGUCCAAUCAUCUAAGAAAUAUGUAUGAUUGGUAGAAGUGGCACAGACUGUAGUUGGAAGUCUUUACGUAAAAGCUGGAUAAGGAGAGCAUGCACUGCAGGCCCGCCUUCCUUUGGCUCUAUAAAUGCAGCAAAUUGACCAAAAAAUAAGAUCUGGAAAUACCUCAGAGGUUAAAAAUUGAAGUUUUACAACCACUAUUUCCUUUAAAAAGCCAUGUCCAGUGCCCUAUGUAUCCUGGCUUUUUCAAUGAGGAUGUGCAUUAAGUAGGCCCUGAUUUGGCCAGCACAGGAGGACGUCCUAACUCUGCCAAGUAGAGCAGUACCUGUGCUGAAGUGCUGGGAACAGUAGAGCCCUGUUGCCUUGUUUUCCAAAAAGCAGCUAUUUUACACCAGCUGGUCGUGCUCACAGAGUUUCCCCAGAACCAUUUUAGCAGGAAUCUUUUUACAGAGUUGGUUUUUGAUUUGUGUUGUUUGGGAUUUUUUAACUUUAAAAGAAACAAUUAAGUCGCUUUAUAGAAGAUUUUUUGCAAGCAUGACAAAUAGUACUAACAGAAAUUAGGGAGAAAGAAACAAAAACAGGACUCCAACUUGUGACUUCUAAAUCAAUGUAUCUGUAAAACCACCCUGCUGCAUUCCAUUUUAGUGGUUGUUGGAUAUCAGUGCCAGUCUUCACUCCCCUUCCCAUCUCUCUUCUUCCCUCCAUGGUAGGUGGCUGACAUGAGGGUAGCAGCGAGAGGAGAGCUCAGGGCUGUGGAAGUGCAGGGUACCACACAGGAGCACCACCCUGCAAUCAUCACCAGUUUAUCCUGGCACCUUUAACCACUAAGUGAGAACUUGAGGGGGUUUACGCCAUUAAUACGACACUGAGAGCAUUCACAGAUGUCUCUCUUGGAGAACAGAAGUGGCAAGUACUCCAUUCCCUCUGAACUAGGAGCAUUUACUCCUUAUGAAAAUUGGAAAAUGUCAGUUCCUAAAAUCAGAGACCUGUGCUAGAAAUCUGCAUUUUUGGUUCAUCUGGCCACAGAUCCCCAUGGCUAUGUAUUGCACAAUAUUUCUCAUCAGUCACAGGGUCUGUGUCAAAUACAGCUGAGGAUCCCACUCAGCAUCGCAGGUCCUUGUCUUAAAAUGAGUAUGAUACCUGUUCUCAAACCCACCUAUUACUAAGAAUAUUUGUCAUGCUAUAGCAUAAGUGCUGCCCUGUAGUAUUUAUUCCAGAACUAUGGGAGGUGGUCAGUGCUGCUGUUCAGUAAGUGAGGAUUUAUUAUUGGUACAUGGGAUUACCUACCCUAAAGAAGGGCAUGAGGGGUAACAGUAAUGAAUGUUUCUCAGUGCUUUAAUGAUGCUGAAUGCUACGCACUGUUGUCUGUCCAGUAACAUAACAUAAAGUCCAAAGAUAAGUUUAAAAUGUACAUACAUUUUACUUAAAUGAACUAAGAGAAACUGGAUAUUAGUUCCAGAUUUGCUUGGAAAUAUACAGAUGGACAACAAUCAACUGCAUUUCCACAAUGGGACAAUGAAAUCAACUUUUGUUCCAUUCUCUAGUACCACAGUGAGUGGUUGUGCUGUAGUGCCUGCUGCUCUAAAAAUUUGAAAUCUGUUUUGCACUGGAAUUUCCUUCUCCUAGUCACUGUUUUUCAAACAAAUUCUUUUUAUGAUCCUAUUUUUCAUCUUCUGUCUCAGGCCAAAGAUUCUUAGAGUGAAGUUACUAGAUUUCUUUGUGUGAGGAUAAGAAUCUUCCAACAAUUUUCUCACAAGUUUUAAUAAGAAAUUUGAUACUGAGGUAACUGACCAAAGAUAGAAAUUCCAGACUUGUCUUGUUUAGAAAAACUCAUUCAGACUUAAGAAGUUGUCUUGUAAGACCUAAAUAAGGACUGCUUUGUUAGAGCUCAUAGGUAAAGGAGCCCUACAGCUUUUGAACUUCACAGGAGAGAUGCUCCUAUUGUCAGGCAGACUUCUUUGGAAAUGUGAUGGGGAAAAAAAAAAUCGACAUCCUAUAUGCACAUUUUUAUUAUAUAAAUCAAAAAGGCUUCUCUUGUAUAGACUCACAGCUUAGGGCUUAAAACUCUCUGGAGGCUUUCUAGGAUAUACUUGUACAGGAAUAUAAUUUUAAAAAUACACUGAAAUAGUUGAACAGAGUGUUCUAGAUAUAAACUAACUCUGGUUAUAAACUUUCACAUAUGAGUGUGUAGGAUCAGACCCUGAUUCAUGUGGCUAGCAAGAAAGAUGUAAAAAUUUACCUUUCCUGGAACAGCAAGAGUUAGUUCUUCUGUGGUUUGCUGGAAGGUGAACUUACUGCUAAGAUUCUGGAAAACUUCAGUCUAAUUUUUAUUUGUCCUUUCGUUAGUAAAGUAAUGAAGUGAGAGCUGAAUGGUGUUGCUGAACAGGAAGCUCAAAGGCCUGUUUUGUGUCACUAUUCUCAAAUUUCUCAGAACAAAUGUGUUUUUAUAACUUAUUAUUAUAAUUUAUACAGUGCAUAUGUAAUUUAUAAUUAAUAAUUAUAAAAUAUGGAGGUUGAAGUAUUAUUGAUUUUAUCAUAUGAUAGAUUUAUUUUAGUUACAUUCAUACUGGAAGCCCUCUGAUUCCUGUGGAGAAGGUCAUGGUGCUCUUGGCAAGCAAAUUCCAAUGAUUUGGUGCAGUCCAAAGUAAACGUUUCCUGCUAUUUUGUAGUUAUAUCACAGGGAUUUUUGUGAUCCCUUAAUUGAGUGAUACCUUUGAGUUGAGCAAAUGUCUAUUGUUAGGAAAGGUAGCUUCCUAGCAACGAAUUUUAUUGACCAUCACAAUCUGAGCUAUACAAGAUGAUACUGGUUGACAAGGUCCACCAGCUUUUUGAGGACAUGACCUCAUUUUUCUUCAUUUUUCCCAAUGCUUUAUUUUUUCUUGGAUGAAAAUUAUGGACUUCAGUCAUUUGCUUGUGCCUUCUGGAUGUCGUCCAAGCAGAAGCUGCAGCUUCUGGUGGCCAAGUGCCAGGAUAUCCCAGACAGGUUGAAUGUGCAGUGAGUUGCUCAAAUUUCAGGAAGGCGCCUGAGCUGCCUUUAUGGCUUUCUGGGGCCCAUGUGGUAGAUGUGGUGCACAGGGAGCUCAUCCAGGUGAGGCUUCGAGUGUCACCAGCUCUAUGGCAUGUGUAGUGCUGGGCUGGUGCUGCACUACAGCCUUGAUGCUGGGCCAUCUUGCCAUGGGCGAAUGUAUCCCGGAGUUUAAUCAGGGGCCAUAUCUCAAACUGGCCCUUUCCAUAGCCACCCGCCCACCCCUAAAAGUCCCCAGAUUUCACAGCAAAUCUCUAUUCCUUUUGUUUUCCAAUCUCUGGUACAGGUCUGUUUCAGGUUCACAGAAGCUUCAAUUCAGAUGGGCUGCUUGGAGCUCAGCUGGUCUAAACAUUUGCUUUGCCUGAUGGGCAAGGCUUGGGAAUGAAAAUAAGCAGAACUAUUAUUUACCACACUGGCAUUAACAUCACAGGCACCAAGGGCUACUCAUGAGAGCUCUUAAGUGCCCCAGCAUUGCUUAUUUCUGAAAAAAAAGUGUGUGUUUUAAAUAUAUGUGGUUUGAAGUGUUCGAGUCUGACAUGGAGGUGCAUUUCUGUGCACUGCGGUGAGCUGGCAGCGGUCAUGGACCCCUCCUCAGUUGUCUAGAUGUUUGUUUCCUUGGUACCUGUUUAGGCUUUUGCAAUUUGUUUACCUGAGGUUUGUUUUUUUUUUUUCCUUUUCCUCCAGAUAAUACACUUUCUUCACCGCUUUUCUCCUGGUGAAGGGCAAAAGGGUUUGAUCUUUGUAAGAUUUGUUAAAAUAUUUUUGUGUUUUUAAGAGGAAAGCUGACAUGUAUAAAGAAAUAAGUGCUUUUGUAAAUUUUUUUGGUUGUAUGAUUAAACAUUUAAAUGUUUUACAGAUGCAAUUUUUUGCACUCUAUCUGCAUAUAUUCAUAAAAAUUGUAUUUAUUUUCUGUCUAAGGUUUACUUUGGGUUUUUUUUCUUCCAAUGUUAUAAAACGCAGUAUGUGCAACAUUAAAAAAUUAGUGUAAAGA
This is a messenger RNA of Myiozetetes cayanensis, 8091 nucleotides long. It is a transcript of the gene RNF144B, whose product is annotated as ring finger protein 144B. Lineage: Eukaryota; Metazoa; Chordata; Aves; Passeriformes; Tyrannidae. Gene Ontology annotation, molecular function: ubiquitin conjugating enzyme binding; zinc ion binding; ubiquitin protein ligase activity. The transcript has 8 exons. Gene Ontology annotation, cellular component: ubiquitin ligase complex; mitochondrial membrane; cytoplasm. Gene Ontology annotation, biological process: positive regulation of proteasomal ubiquitin-dependent protein catabolic process; ubiquitin-dependent protein catabolic process; protein polyubiquitination. The record is from RefSeq and is a predicted model, not a curated record. The coding region runs from base 375 to 1286 and encodes 303 amino acids.